Molecule: messenger RNA, 10918 nt
Organism: Antechinus flavipes (yellow-footed antechinus)
Lineage: Eukaryota; Metazoa; Chordata; Mammalia; Dasyuromorphia; Dasyuridae
Gene: FOXP1
Product: forkhead box P1
Exons: 16
Coding region: 4513-6261 (582 amino acids)
Biological process (GO): regulation of transcription by RNA polymerase II
Cellular component (GO): nucleus
Molecular function (GO): DNA-binding transcription repressor activity, RNA polymerase II-specific; RNA polymerase II cis-regulatory region sequence-specific DNA binding
Source: RefSeq, a predicted model, not a curated record
UGUUUUGUUUUUUCAAAACUUAUAAAAUAGAUGAACCAAGGUUUCCGUUUGAAAGAUGGUAUACCUAUCUAGUUUUUAUAAAAGCUUAUAACACAUUUAAGGAUUUUCUAUAAUAUGUUAAUAUAGGUCAUCAAGUGAUGAAAUUCUCUCUUAUUCCCUCAUCCCUUUCCAUGUUUCAUUGUCUCACCUAUUUUACAUAGGUGGUACACACAAUUGAGCAAAAAUUUCUUGAAUAUUUGCCAAUUGUUAGAGAGGGAGAAUCAUCCAGGUGGGGUAGAGAUUGGGGGGAAAUGGUGAAGUUAAGACAUUAACUAUAUACCAGAAUUACCAGCAUGGUAAACAUUUUUUAAAUGAUAUGGAGAACUUAUGUUCUAUUCAGCUAUCAUAAGGCUGUCGUUCAGUUCCAUUGCCACAGGAUUUAUUUGAGCCUCUUUGAGAUAUUAAUCAAUCAGUCAUUUACUAAGUAUCUACUAUGUUCCAGACACUGUGUUAAGUUCUGAAUCUGAAACAGAGGAAGAUCCAGAGACAAAUGGUACCUCAGUCAUAGGUUCAAUCUACUGGGGAUGGGAAAGAGCAAGACAAGCAUGAAAGCCAUACGUAACAUGGCCAAUGUCAUGAGAGAGGUAAAGACUCUUAAUGAUCAGUCAACUGCAGGAUUUCACCCAAGGCUGGGGAUUCCAGACAACAGUCAAAGGAACAAGGGAGAAGGCACCCCCACACAUACACUUUUUAUGGGGUAGGAGUUUUAACAACUCUUACAGGAUGUUAGGGACAAGUAGUGAGAUGGAAGUAAAAACGAUUCAAUUUAAAAUUCAAAUGAGUGCACUUACUAGGAAAUCCCAUACAGCCAUAAUCUGUUUGUAAGGUGACUGACAUAUAAAGUGCUUUUUUUUCAAGUAAAAAAAAAAAAAAGAAGAAGAAGAAGAAGGAGAAGUCGGUAUAGAGUUUCGGGUAUAAAUGUCAGGUGCAACGUAAUGUGUGCUCACUCAAAAAGUCAAGCAGAUAACCUUGACAUUCAGGACAUCACCUUUUACAACAUGAAAUUGUAUUUUGUUGUGUGUGUGUGUGUGCGCGCGCGCACACGCGCGCAUGUGUGUAUUUCAAAAAAGGACUACAUUAAGAGGUCACCUAUUAGCUGUGUUUUUGCUGUCUGAAACCCAGCCCUCCUGUCUAUUAAAAUCAAACCACUGUGUAAACAUUCCGGGGUCGUUCGUUCUUGGGCUCCACAAGGACCGAGGGGGAUCAGGUUUCACCUGCCUGCACAUCUUCCAGAAAUUAGAGCAAUUAGCAUGAAGCCAUUUCACAUUCAAGGUCUACGGUGACAUUCAAGUCCAGAAGAAAUCUGAGAGGGAAGGGAGAGACAGUGGUGCGCUGGGACUACUGGCAAUGGCCACUCACCAGUGGUCUGCUUUUGAAAAACUAUUACCAUUUGAGGAUAUGACUGGGAGGCUUUCAUUUGCUAUCCAAAGUUGCUAUUUCCCAGGGGGUGGGGGGUGGGGGGGAACCAGCAAACAUUUCAUUUCAGUAAUUGAGCUCUGUAUAUACAUGACAUGUAAAUGCAAACCUGGUUUUUAAACGGUCCCAUGAAACAAAGUGAUGUUAAUCACCUUACCCACAUGUUGGUGACAACAUCUUCUCUAUAUCCAGAAAUAAUGUGUUUUCUAAUUUAUAUGGGAAUUUAUAUUCAGUGUUUACAUAGUAAAUCUCACCAGUUCAGGUAAAUGUAUCCAUUACAGUGACAUCCUGUAUUUAGUUUGGGGAUUCUCGCAGCAAGUCUUUGAAGGCUGCUAUUUCUUAAAAGGUUGGCACAGAUUAGUGUUGACCUUAACAGAUUAAACUAGUACAGUGUAAAGAUAAAUAAUCAGCCUUUAGCACAUUAGAUAGCUGCAUAAGCAUGACAGAAGGUGACUUUCUACAGCAGUUUUUCAAAUCCAGUCUGCAUUUUUACAUUUGUAACUUAGCUACACAGGAACCUGUGUUUUGCAGAAAGCAAACCCUAAACUGAUUACAACUCUUUAAAUUGGUUAAUACAUUUUUAAAUCCACAUUUUUCCUGUUGGUUUAUUAUGCAGGGGGAAAAAAAGGGCUAAUUUUAAAAGCCAUGCCUGCUGUAAAAGAAGAUCUUGCUUUGGUGUCCCAGAGGGUGUCCUUAAUCAGAAAUAACCCGCAGGCGAAAUUAUAAUGUGGAAUUCUGCUGCCCUUUAACCUAACACUGCCUGUUCAUUCAGUGUUUGUUAACAAACAGCUCUAAGUACAAAAUUGUUUGAGAAUUACUUUUUCAUUAUAUGUACUGACUUUAAUUAAAAUAAGAGGCUUAUUUUUAAAUGAAAAAUGUAUGCAUUCUCUUAGAAAGUUUUCCUGAUUAUUCCUUUACAAAUUACCCCAGUCAGCAUUAAAAAAAAAAAAAAAAAACAGCCACUGGAUGUUGGAUGCAGAUCAGUGGGACUAAAAUCAUCUCAUGAGCUAGUUCUUUCUCUUUUUUUGAGGGAGAGGGUAGAGCUUUAAUGUCCAUCUAACAACUAGUCAUUUUAGAGAAUUGAGCUUUUUUAACGUUCUCCUCUCUUCCCUCAUCUACAGUCUAAAACUACUUAGAAACCUCAGGAUGAGAGAUGCUCUUUUUCCUGAAUGCUUCUUUCCCAUAGUGCCCUGAGUGUUAUUCCUUUGGAUACUUCAUUAAAACUAGCAGAGACAGGUGAUGGUAAUAAAUUGCAGUAUUGGGGGUGCUAAGCAAGGUAAGGCACUACCCUUUCAUUUUCUUGGAAACACUUGAUGGAAGGGGGUUGUUAACAAAUUAAUUGAAUUGCUUAUAAUUGGAAGAGCUGAGUUUGAGUGGAACAUUUGCAUUGGAUCUCCUUCUCCUCCUCCUCCCCACCUUCUCUCCCCCCCCCCAAGUUUACAUGCUGAAGCGGAAACCUUGUGGUACUCGGAAUGAAGGGGAUGCCUCCUCUGUAAAGCAGAUAUUUCCUAUUUUUUCCCUCUCGCCUAGUCUUCUGUUUCUAUGAUCUGCCUUUUGAACUGUUUUUGUGGCUGAUCAGUUCCACCUAAUAUGUCUCUUGAUUUCUGCUAUUGUAAUACUCAGACGACAUGCUGUUCUCUUCAUUUUUAUAAGCUUUAGAUGCUCCUGCCUGUCAUACUCUGGCGGUUUAUCUUCAGCGUCUGGAUUUGCUUUCAGACUUGAAUGUCUAUCAAGCUGCUGUUGCUUUGAAUGUGAGAUCAAAAGAAGAUGAAUUCCAGUAAAAAAAUUUCCUUCUAUGAAGAAAAGAUUGGGGCCUGUGUAAACAUCCCACUGACAGCUCCCAAUGAGUUAUUUUAGCAGAGCAUUAGCACCCAGAAUGACAGACAGUCCAAGACUCCAUGCUAAAUAACAAAUCAGUCCCUUCAGUGGCAGCCGCACGUUAGUUACCACAACAGCAGUACAUUUUUCUACAGGGAUCCUGGUUCUCUUCCCCCCACCCCCCACUCCCUCCAUACCCACCAGCCUCCCUUGACUAUGGCUGGUCGACUGUUCAUAUUCUUCCAAGCUGCCUUUCUGAGCCUGUGCUAGCCUCCUUUAGUGUCUCGGGUAUGUCAUCACCCAUGUGACAGAAGAUAGGACUUUAAUAAUUAGUUUGGGGUGGGGAAAGCAGGGCCCAAGGAGGGGAGCCAGUCACCUCAAGAUAAAUAGAUACUUUGGUUUGCUGACUAGAAGGAAAAAUCAGCAAGGAUUUUUUUUUUUUUUUUUUAAGAUCAGAUGGAAGAGCAAAUGUAUCUACCCAAAAUACAGAGAUGCAUGUGUUCUUUAAGGAGCACAUGGGAUACAGAGCCACUAAACUCCGCAGCAUCUUUAUAAUAAUAACACAUUCAAGAAAUCGCACUUUUCCCGUGUCGACACCCUGCCCCAAAUGUUUGGGAACGCAGGUUCCCUGAGACUCGGAAGGUGUGUGUCUGUCUGCAGAAGUAAGCCGGCCGUCGUAUUUGGCUGCUGUUUGUCUGUUGGUCCAGUUAAGGCAUAAUUAGUUAGGUAUGUUGCUGCUUGUCGACCUGAAGUGAUUUCGAUAUGUGCCGAAUUAGAAUUAAUAGAUUUCUUUAAGUGCUCGAUGCCACUUUGAAAUUACCUGCCAGCUCCAACUGCUCUUUCAACUUUGAAAGAGGAGAAUUACUUGAAGGAUUCUUGUGGUUUCUUUGUCAUUUCGAAGGCAUUGCUACUGUGGAGGCAAGCCUCUUGUUGGCUAGAAAGGGCAAUGUUCCAGGGUGUUUUUACUUCAGUGUAUGCUCCAGCAGCCCGGCACUUCCUGUUUAUUCAAACAUCUUUUUACCAUUCUCCAACCCCCGCUUCACAGAAAGAGCCAGAACACAUCUACAGCAAGAAGACGGAAAUCUAACAACAGUCAGAGCUCACCCCGUCAAAGUCUUCAUUUUCUCUGCUCUUCAGGUGGCAAGACAGCUUCUUCUACAACAGCAACAAGUUAGUGGACUAAAGUCCCCCAAGAGGAAUGACAAACAGCCAGCUCUUCAGGUUCCUGUGUCAGUGGCUAUGAUGACACCUCAAGUUAUCACUCCCCAGCAAAUGCAGCAGAUCCUCCAGCAACAAGUGCUCACCCCUCAGCAGCUCCAGGUCCUGCUUCAGCAACAGCAGGCACUCAUGCUUCAACAGCAGCAGCUUCAAGAGUUUUACAAAAAACAACAGGAACAGUUACAGCUCCAACUUUUACAACAACAACAUGCUGGAAAACAGCCUAAAGAGCCACAGCAACAGCAGGUGGCAGCUACCCAGCAGUUGGCCUUUCAACAACAGCUCUUACAGAUGCAACAGUUACAGCAACAACACCUCCUGUCCUUGCAACGUCAGGGUCUGCUAACCAUUCAGCCUGGACAGCCUGCCCUUCCCCUCCAACCUCUUGCGCAAGGCAUGAUUCCAGCCGAACUGCAGCAGCUCUGGAAAGAAGUGACAAGCUCGCAUCCAGCGGAAGAAACCCCGAGCAACAACCAUAGCAGCUUGGAUCUGUCUUCCACAUGUGUCACCACUUCCUCUGCACCUUCCAAGACCUCCUUAAUAAUGAACCCCCAUGCCUCCACAAAUGGACAGCUAGCAACAGUCCAUACUCCUAAAAGAGAAAGUUUAUCCCAUGAAGAUCAUCCCCAUAGCCACCCACUCUACGGACAUGGUGUAUGCAAGUGGCCAGGCUGUGAAGCAGUGUGUGAAGAUUUCCAAUCAUUUCUAAAACAUCUCAACAAUGAGCAUGCGCUGGACGAUAGAAGUACAGCUCAAUGUAGAGUACAGAUGCAGGUUGUACAGCAGUUAGAACUCCAGCUUGCAAAAGACAAAGAGCGCCUACAAGCGAUGAUGACCCAUCUCCAUGUAAAGUCAACUGAACCCAAAGCCACCCCUCAGCCUUUGAAUCUGGUUUCAAGCGUCACACUCUCCAAAACCGCAUCGGAGGCUUCUCCACAGAGCUUACCUCAUACUCCUACUACCCCUACAACACCCAUCACUCCUGUCACCCAAGGACCUUCUGUCAUCACUACCACCAGCAUGCACAAUGUGGGACCCAUCAGAAGGCGGUACUCAGAUAAAUACAAUGUGCCCAUUUCUUCAGCAGACAUUGCGCAGAACCAAGAAUUUUAUAAGAACGCAGAAGUUAGACCACCCUUUACAUAUGCAUCUUUAAUUAGGCAGGCUAUUCUUGAAUCUCCAGAAAAGCAACUAACCCUAAAUGAAAUUUAUAACUGGUUCACGCGAAUGUUUGCUUACUUCCGGCGCAAUGCAGCAACGUGGAAGAAUGCAGUGCGUCAUAAUCUUAGUCUUCACAAGUGUUUUGUGCGAGUAGAAAACGUUAAAGGGGCAGUAUGGACAGUGGAUGAAGUAGAGUUCCAAAAACGAAGGCCACAAAAGAUCAGUGGUAACCCUUCUCUUAUUAAAAAUAUACAGAGCAGCCACGCCUACUGUACACCUCUCAAUGCUGCUUUACAGGCUUCAAUGGCUGAAAAUAGUAUACCUCUCUACACUACUGCUUCCAUGGGAAAUCCCACUCUGGGCAAUUUAGCCAGUGCGAUGAGGGAAGAACUGAAUGGUGCGAUGGAGCAUACAAACAGUAAUGAGAGCGACAGUAGCCCGGGCCGUUCCCCUAUGCAAGCAAUGCACCCUGUGCAUGUCAAAGAGGAACCUUUAGAUCCAGACGAGAAUGAAGGUCCACUCUCCUUAGUGACAACAGCCAACCACAGUCCAGAUUUUGACCAUGACAGAGAUUAUGAAGAUGAACCUGUAAAUGAGGACAUGGAGUGAAUGUCUGAUAUCUUUAUCCUGAGAAAUGAAGAUUGGGAAAAAAACAAAACAAAACAAAAACAAAACACGUCAAAGUCUGCUGUGAAGUCUCUCCAUUAUUGUACAGUCUGGGGGAUUUUCACUCCAUUUUGACAACUCUGAAAUGUGUUAACUCUUAGUGCCAUCAAGUAUCCCAUUUGGGAGUAUUUUUGAUUUUUCUACUUUUUGUUGAAAAAAGGAAUUUGUACUCUGUGCAUUGGAUGGACUUGUUUGGUACUUGGGAUUUUCCUCUCUUACAGUCAACAUCAGUGUUGUAAAUUUGCUAAACUGAUUCACUUAACAUUUAGCAGCAGACUUUGGACUGCAGUCCUGCCAAUCACAGACACUGAGGACGUCAGACUGAGCAUGUUCACCUAAACUGCAGAUCAAGCCUUUGCCCAGAUUUUAAGGAUUCCAAUGGACCACAUAUUUGCACAGUACUUACUGCAUGCUGAUUAUCACUGCCUUUACUCCAAUUUUUUUUUUUUUUUGCUUCCAUUUGGGAUGGGGAAGGCCUCUGUGUGUGUAUUGGGGGGUGGGGUUAAAGAAUAAUUAUCCCAAACUUUUUAAUGUAUUGCUUUUUUUUUUUUUUUUUUUUUUUUUUUUUGGCUUCUACUAUAUCAUUUUAAGUUCUGACCUCAGGCCUCAAUUUGGGCCCAGGGCCUCUUUGAGGCUUUAAUGUUUUCUGUACUCUGUGAUGAAUGUUAAUAGGUGUUUUUAUUAUACAAAGCUGAAUGUCAUUUUCUUGUUUGUAGUUUUCUGUCAUUCAUUCCAGUUUCCUUCAGCUAGCACCCAUGUUUUCUUUAAAUUCAGAAAACAUUCCGUUUUGGUCUUUGCAAGAAGGUCCCAAAUGCUGCACUCUAUCCCAAUGAAGGUUGUCCAACUCCAAAGGAUGAAAUCCUGCAAGAAUGAGAAUGAAUGACAGACAGACAGACAGAGAAACACUGUAGAAAGCAACGCAGAUUCAUUCCACAAAGCAGUAUUUGGGAAUUUUGUCUUAGGGUUGUUUUCUUGGCAGCCACAGUGAUCGAUAAUAAAUGCCACCUCAUCUGUAACAUCGUCAGGAUAUUUAGCACCAGUUGAAUUCAGUAGCAGCUCGUAUCAUUCAAUCCAAAAACCUUUAUCAAGAGCCUACUAUGUGUCAGGCACUGUGCUAGACGCUGGGGGCGCAGACAAAUGAGAGUGCAGUGGCAGACACUCCCUUGUUUGACCCAAGUUUGGAUGGACCAACAGCUCUCGGAAGUAGUCAUAAGGAUCUGUGUAGGUUACCCACAAGGGUUACUUUGUCUACAAAGUGGUGACAAAGUCAUGGACUUAAGAAAAUACCAUUCCUGAAAGUAGUGGUGUUGUAACUUAAUUUAGGCAUCCAUCCAUUAAGGACUGCUUGGUGGCAUUAAUCUGCUUGAAUGCAAAUUUGAUUUCAGAUUGAACUUGUUAUGGCAAUUGUUAAGGACUGAGCCCAGGAAAUGUUCAAGUGUUAAUGAUUCCAAUUGUGCAAAUUCCGUACUGCGGUUUUUGUUGGUUCGGCAAUGUUCUUCUGCCGACUUGUAUCACACACUCAGAGUGAGAGGAACGGCAGCAGUCUCAGGACUGAAGCUUGCCUUUGGGAGCUCAGCAGUUAUCAUGCACGGCGCGGAGAGAAAGCUGGAAUUCUCCGUCAGUCCCCUCAGUCACAAAACACCUGAGCAUGUUCAUUCUGCAACCACUGUUGUCACUCAGUUAUUUAUGUAGGAUGGUAGCUUAUUUUUUAUUUUAGUUUGAAAGCCUUUCAGAGCUUAAUUUAUAUUCUCCUUUGUACUUUUUUUCUAAAAUUACCAAAGAUAUUACACAAAGGUAAAUUAUGUUCUCUGUUAUAUGCUUUAUCUUAUGAAGCCAAAUAUCCUCUUAUUGUUGAUCAAAGGAGGUGAAAGAAUUUAGUGGGAAAUGACAAGCUAUGGGCUAUUGCUAACCUGAGAGAGAACUGCUCCUUUAUUCUAUAAUAAAUUUAGAAGGCCAAGUAGGUAAUGGAACCAAAGUUGUUGCUUUUUUUUAUUAUUAUUAUUAUUAUUUUGUGCACCUCUACAGUGACUGAAGCUCACUACUGUAAGGAAAAAUUAUGGGGGCUAUCGAGGAUCAAAGUAGGGAACCAGUAUUAAAAGGAACGACAGAAGGGGAGAACUCCCAUGACAAAGGAAAAAAAAAAAAAGUGAAUGUAUGUUGCAGAAAAUUAGUGUAUCCAAUAAAGGAGGCAGUUAAAUAAAAUUCAGAGAGAACAAGUAAAGCUUCCAUGAUUGAACUGGGACAUAUACUAGAUUUUCUAGGGGAAAAAAUGUUUGUUUGACAGAUUGUAUGCCACUUUUUUUUUUCUUUAAGGAUUGUGCUCUGAUCACAUCUUGAAUUUUGGGUUAUCUUGGCAUAAUUUCUCAGUUUUUGUUGGUUAGGUUUUAUUCAUCAUUUUUCCACAAUGAAAUUACACUCCUGUCCACUCAUAAGCUUGGUACAAAAAACCCAGAAACUUGAUUGGCAGUCUUUGGAGCUCCAUCCACUCUGCUUCCCACCAUACAAAGGGCAGUCUGUGGUCAUUUUAAACUUAGCCUGAUGUGCGGGCAGUAGCCCGAUGGGAUCAUGAGAAGUGGGCCCUGUGUUUCUAAACUGAGUGGGUUGCUGGCUAGUUCGGUAUUCAAAAGAGGAUAAAAAUCUGGUAGAUUAGUUCAUUCUCAGCAUGUGUAGCUAGACAUGAGUAAAGAGAACAGCAUGAGAAACUGUUAGUUCGCAUACCUCAGUUCAAACCUUUAGGGAAUGAGUAAAAGAAAAAUACAUUGCACUCAGUUGCACUUAGUUGUAUGUCUUGCAUGCUUAGUCUAAAGACUGUAGCAAAAAAUAAAAUAAAAAGAGAGAAAAAUUAGAUUUUACGUCUCUUGCGGGUAUCAUGGCCUCGCAGAAGAACAAACUGAAAAAAAAAAAUCUCAGGCUUUCUUUCCGUCAAGCAAACUUCACUCUGAUUUUUACCGUUCUGAUUCCGUAUCCCUUUGGGUACCCAGUUGCUUCUUUAGGGUGGGGUUUAUUAUGUUGUACAUAUAUAGCCCGCUGUGUCUGUGUGAGCCUUUGUCUUUUUUGGGGGAGGGCGGAGGGAGGUUCAUUUUUUAGAUAUUGUUCCUAAAAAGGAAUAAAUGCAUACACCUGUUUGUCAAAACACCUUUCUUUUUUUUGUGCAACUGCUUUAUAUUAACUAUACUAAAAAUAGCUUUGGAAAAAAAAAACCUACUGUAUGUAAUGGGAUUGCAGAGUGUGCUGCACAUGUAUUUCAUUUAGUUAUCCUUGCUUUAAGAAUAUUGGAUGACAUUUCCUGACAUGUGGGAGAAAAGCCCUGACCCUCCCCUCCCUCUCCCCCCUUUUUUUGGCUUUUAAAUUGUAACAUAGUUGAAAGAUUUUGUUUUGUGUUUUUUUUUUUCUGUUAUCAUUGAUUGAAGCAUUUUGUACAGUUGUUUUUGUGUGUGUGUGUAUUAAGCUGGGUUUUGUUUUUUUUUUUUUUUUUUUUAUACUUCCCCCCCUUCCCCCUCCCCUCUUGUGUUAUUCUACCACUGACAUUUCCGGCUGUCUUCAAUGAGUUCCUAACAUUUGAAAAGGAAAAAAAAAAAUGUUGUUGAAAAUGUUUUCUCCUGCUGCAGUAAAUAUUUUGCAUGAUGAAAGUCCAGGGUCACACUUUCAAAGUUUAUCAGUGAAGUAGUGAUUAUUAAUGGGGAGUGUCAAAAUAUUGAACUUUUGUAUAAAAAAAAAAAAAAACUUUACAAGGUGCCAAGAUGUAAAGACAAUUUGUUACAUGUUUUUUUUCUCAAAGAAAAGAGUACAUUUUGAAAGUAGUACCAUGUAUCAGGUAAACACGCUGUCAGGAAUGAGGGUCCAGCCUUCCUUGUCCCCAGAGUUUGUAAACGUGAAACCUGUUUGGUUUCUGCAUUUGACUAGCAGAAAAAAAUGAUGUAUCAAGGCUUAUGUAGAAUAAUUGUGACUGCCCAAGCUGGCUGUCACUUUUUUGAUGCUGACAUAGGAUGGUUCUUACCUAAUUCCCAAUGCUCUGUCUCAGAACUGCUAUGGGAUACCUCAGAUUUUCAAUCUAGAACUACUGUGCAAAUCACUAGAUAUUUUAAUCCAAAAAAAAAAAAAAAACUUUUUUAAGGGGGGGAGGGGGGAAACCGUGAGAAUUCUUGUAGUUUUCAGAUUACAGGUGAGCCCCAUUUCUUAAGAACACAAAAGACUGUGCAUAGAAUGGUUUUAAAUCUCUUUGGUACCUUUUAGUUAAUAACUUACACCGAGUUUUUGGGAUGUUUAGAAAAGAGUUUUAGCUUUCUUAUCUCAAGGAUCAAAUCGACAGCUCCAGUGGCAUUUCACGGGCCUGCCAUAGUUUAUAAAAUAUCUGCUACACAUAAGCCUUGAUGAAAAUGGUACAGUCCAGACUGUUAGCAUGGUGCUGUGUGUGUAUGUGCUGCCAGUAACGAGAUUUUUUUUGAUAAGGCAUAAAAGAAACUCAUUCCUUACAUCAACUGUAAUUCCAUCAUUCCAUGUCUGUUGAUACAGACAAUAAAAAAAUGUUGUGUAGUCAGUACUAAUUACUGACAUUAUAGCAUUCUCAAAUGCAAUAAAAAUGCUGGUUGUUCACACUGGU